Messenger RNA from Parasteatoda tepidariorum (common house spider), 3888 nucleotides. The record is from RefSeq and is a predicted model, not a curated record. NCBI's taxonomy places the organism in Eukaryota, Metazoa, Arthropoda, Arachnida, Araneae, Theridiidae.
AUUGGGGUGUAGGGGUAGGUCAGCUCACAGAUGGCUUGCUAUCGGCGUCUUGAGUUGCCUUCAUUAAAAAGAAGGAAGAUUUCCAAGUUUAUUACUUUUUUUUUCUCUCUCUCUGCUAGACAGUGGUCGGGUUGUUGGUGGGUCGCACAAUAGGGGUGGGUGCGGCCGAGUCGAACCCCACCCAACCUUUCGGACGACCCUGUCGCAGUCACACAUGUGGGAUGUUGAAGUUCGUUCAUAGAAGCAAUUGGCCGGUCUCCUUCCACUACAAAAUUAUUUUUCAUUUAGAAUGUGAAAGUUCCCAGUUUUAUUUUAUUUGAAGAAAGAAAAAAAAAUUUAAUUGUCGGAAUGAAAAACCACCUAAGUUGGCCACUCAAAAUGCAGGAAUACGAAUUUAUUUUCAUUGUCAUACAUUUGGGAACUCGAAACGCAGAUAUCUCAGAAGGGUACAAUUCUGAAUUAUCCACCGAGACAGGCUAACCAUGUUAUACGAUGUCUCUACAUUACUGUUUCUGCUAGCGAUAGUGGCUGCUGACACAAAUUCUCAUCAAAGACUUAAAUCAACAACGAAGCCAGACAUUUUAAUCGAGAGACCGUUGUUACCCAAAUCAUUCGAUCCACCAACACACAUUAGUGAGUUUACAGAUCCUGACACAGGUCUCAAUCCUUUCCUUGAUUUAGAGGAAGGCCCCACUUUCAUUGGUCGAAAUAUAAUGAAAGAUGAAACUCGACAUGAUCCUCCUUUCAUGGAUUUUAACAUUAUGGAAGGAGAUGGAUCGAAUCGCCAAUGGCUGGAAUUAGGCGUCCCAAAGGAACCUAUGGAAGAACCUAUUUCCAGAUGGGUCCCUUUUGAAGAGGAAGUGAAGCUGGAAGAUUUUAAUUUUCAGACAACAUUGCAAACAUAUCCUACUGAUACUGAUCAAAUGAUUUCAUUAUCACCAACUUCUGAUUAUGAGCAGGUGCAUGAUGAUGAAAUGUAUGAAGAUAAUGAACAAAGAGUAACUAAAGAACUGCAAGACUCGGUUUUUUCAAAUGUCACAGCAAUUUGUGCUACAUUGGCAAUAAUUAUUUUAGCAAUUGUUCUUAGUAUUUUGGGCGUUUGUUGGUGGAGAAAAAGGUUUAGAUCAAGGACUACACGAUCACCCACAACGUUAGAAAAUGGAGAGUUAAAAUGUUGAUGUAGAUAAAAUUUAUUAAGUAUGUAGAUAAAUUUUUUAAAUGAAAUCAACAAAUGCUUUUAUAGCUAAAAACUUUGAAUCCUGUCUCCCAAUUGAAUUACACGGGCUAAAAAUAGAAGUUCAAAAAAUUUCAUAGAACCAAUUUUCUUUUUAUAAGUGCAUGGACUAAGACGUCAAUGUUUCAUUGGGUAUUACAAGCAUGUACACUAAAAUAAUCGAUUACAGGUUGAUUAAAACAAACAUUUAUUAAAUUUAAAGGGUUUUUUUCCGGUUAGAAUAUGUAUUUAAUUUUACCACAAAUUCUAAACUUUAAAUAGCAUUAAGUGAUACAUAUUAGAAUCACUAAUUCCCUGAUAACCAAAUUUUUCAUCUUCAGUGGAAUUUUCUAUAUUAUUUUAAUAAGUGCUAAUUAGUUAAGAGAUUUUUUUUGGGGUGGGAGGAAUAGGUUGAUAAUUAUUGUAGACAUUUAUUUUUUAUUGAAAGCUUGUUUAGUUAAAGACUUCAAAGAUUGAUUUUUUAGUAACUUAAAAUUGGAUUAAAGUGUUUUAAAAUGAUGUAGUAAAUACAUUCAAGCUUAGUGUUUCUAAGAUGUGGUAUGACGAGCAAAAUGCACAAUUUUUUUUAAAAUUUCAUUGAACUUAGUGCAGAAUUGCAUUCAAAUCAACAAAGGACAUUGGAAAAUGCAUCUAAGAUUAACUACUUCGACAGAAACACAAAUUAACUCUCUGUUGUUUGAGACAGAUUUGUCCACAAAAUUAAUAUCAUAAAAAUAAAUUUUUUAUUUUAUUUUUUUUCAUCCAUAAAAGUAGCAGUAAUGAGAUUCAGACAGUUAAUAUGAGCACACACCGAUUUUUUGUUCACAAAAUUUCCAUAAUUUGGAAUUCAAAACUGGUUGAUAUGAUUUCAUCUGUAAAAUAUUUGUUUAAGAAAGGUACAAGGUUAUUAUUUUUUUUUUAAAAUUUAAUUCACUACUACUAGCUGACAUGCAGUAGGAUGGAAUGGAAAGAGGGAAACUUUUUGAAUAAACAGGAUGUUCUGUAAUGACUAUUCUUAAUAGAUAUUUUAAGAAUUCUGGCCAAAAAUGAAGUGGCAUAAGUAUUUUAAUGUUUAAAGAAAGGAGAAAACAAAACACUAUCAAAAUUUGAUUAAUUAUAACUGAAGAAAGCAGGUCCGAAAAUAUCAUUCAGAGAGUAACAAACAAAAACAGAGAGGAGUGGAAAACUGAUUCUUAGAAACACCUCCAAAUUAUAUGAGGCAAUCAAACUGGUUUUAAUGUUUUUAAUUCCACUUGUAUAACAAAAUAUUUUCCAGCUUCCAACAGAUUUUUAAUUUUUACUUUAGCAUACAAAGUAAAGAUUCUAUUAUUUGCAUUUUAAGAUGCAUACUAUGUAGUUUUUAAUGAAGCACAGAGAAGUAAAUGCAAUUAAAAUGUUCUAUUACUUUUUUUUUGCUCUUGUGGGAUCUUAAGAUCCCACAAUUAAAUGAAUUUCCAUAUUCAGGUUAGUUAUGGCUGCCUGCAUUACAACAACACUUUGUUCAUAAUAUGUUUAAAAAUUAUUUAAAUAUUCUAUUCAAGAAUAAUGGCGAAUUUAAGAAUUUUAUUCUUGAAUUACAUAACUAAGUAUAAGUCUUGAUGGUAAUUAAAGGCUUAAACUGGAUCUGAUUGCAAUGAAUCACAAAUUUUUUUAUUUGGAGAUUGAUAAAAAAUAAUCUUUGAAUAUGGCACAUGUAUUGUAAUUUAUGAUUUAUUAAGAGACAUUUGCCACAGGGAGUGUAGUUUCAAGUAACUUUUCUUUCAAUCUCUUUUUUUAUUAAGAAUUACUAAUUGGUAAGCAGUCAAUUUAGCACGAAUAUAGUUAGAAUGAUUACACUUUUCUGUUAGUUAAAAAUUUAUUUUAAAAAUCGAUAAUUGUAGAUUUGUAAUUUAAGAUAUGUUGAAUUAGUGUAGAAUAAUUAUGAAAGUAUUUUGAUUUUUAUCAUUUCAAAAUUAAAAUAAAUUUUAACUCAGGAAUAUUUAAAUGUAUAAAAUAGGAAACUACUUUUAAAUUAAUAUAAUAAAACAUAAUUUGUUUCAAAACACUCUGUUUUAAGCAGAGCGAGUUAUUGAACUAGAAGUGAUCUUUUUACCUAUAAAAUGUAUUAUAACAGGCUUAAUGGCCUGACUCCUCAUAAUGAUGUAUGAAUUUUAUGGCAUGGUUGUUGCAUUCGAUAUUCUUCUGUACAUAUUUUCUCUCUCAAUAUUAAACUAUAUUAUAUAUUACAAUAUUUAAUGUAUGCAGGAAUAACUUUUAUUACUUUUUUUUUAUAAUUUCACAUCAAAAUUCAUGCAAAUUAUUAUAACAUUUUGUACAUAAAGUUCACUUUGUAAACUUUUGUUUCCUAUGGAAAUAGCUACAUGAACUCAUAGUAUUUUUUUAAGUCUAAAUUAUUAUUAUGAGCUAAAUGUGUCAAAAAAAAUUAUAUUUGUAUUAAAUAAAUUAUUUGGUAGAAAACUUUAUUUUGAAAUAAUUUGAAUAAACUUAUACUUAUAGAGGUAGAAAAUUAUAAUUUAAAUUACACAUAGUAAAUAUUUAAUAAGUUCACUUUUUUACGAUUUGUUUAAAUUUUAGCACACUUUCAAGUUUAAGUUAUUCCACAAAUUUUUGAAAUUAUUAUUGUUAUAUUAUUUUAUGCAUUACAAAUUGGAAUAUUAUUAAAUCUUGUUACUUUA